This is a messenger RNA of Chondrus crispus (carragheen), 2313 nucleotides long. RefSeq lists its product as hypothetical. NCBI's taxonomy places the organism in Eukaryota, Rhodophyta, Florideophyceae, Gigartinales, Gigartinaceae. Gene Ontology annotation, molecular function: DNA binding. The record is from RefSeq and is a predicted model, not a curated record. The transcript has a single exon. Bases 1 to 2313 code for a protein of 770 amino acids.
AUGGCCGCGGCUGCAAUUAGAGGCAAGCCCCAUGCAUCUGGUGCAUUGCCAACUCACUAUCCGUUCAUAUUUGGUCCUCCAGACCACAUCGCUGCUGCAUCACUAAUGAAUGUCAUGUCCCAUGGAACAGCUUCUGUUCCUACACAACCACCCCAACCCCACAACUCCCUCCAAACGUCUCCACCAAUUCAAAGAGGCGAGGGUGAGCGGAAACAAAGCCGCUAUUGGACUGCAGAUGAGCACCAAAGGUUCCUUGCCGCUGUGAGUACAUGUGGUCCCAAGAAUUACAUUCAAAUUUCUGAGUUUGUUGGUACUAGGAAUCCAAAACAGGUCCGAACGCAUGCUCAAAAGUAUCAGCAGAAGUUGGAGCGGGAGGAAGCCAAGCGACGAAGUGAGACCCGGCUUGCGACGGGCGAGCGAGGUGGAAGCACUGUUGGAGUAGCAGCAGCUGCAGUUGUUGCAGCGGCGGCGGCUGCAGCGAUGAAUGGAAAUGUCCCUGGGGCAGUCGCAGCUGGAGUGCAGCAGGAUUCCAUGCGUGGGUACGGAGGUCCUACCAGUUCGUCCAGCGGCAAAAAUUUCUCACACUCGGAUAACCAAGAUCAGCUGCGGGGAGGUAUCAGUGUGGAUGGAACUUCGAGCACGAACGAUUUAUCUGGAUCUGGUUCGGGGUCAGGAGACUGCUUCAGCAAAAGAAAUACUGCGAACGAAUCAGAGAGCCCACCUGAUAAUGGCACAAGCAAUGCGGCGGUUGCGGCAGUGGCAGCAGAAGCUGCCGCACUUAGAGGGGGCAUUCUUGACGGUGGACCGUUCCAUGCAGAAAGUGCUAACGCAGAUCCGACGACGACGACUCCUUCCAAGGUUCUUUCAACAUCCACGAAAGCAGUCCACAUUCCAUCACAUAAGAAGGUGAAUGAGGAUGACAGUGGCCCUCAUGAAGCGGAGAUGGAAGUUCCUGACAAGGAUUUUUCCAAAGCUGCAGGCACUGUGAAGAUGGGAGCGACCGUAUCCCCCAAAAGCAAUCCCAAGCCUUCGACCAGAAACACGGGUGGUGAACAGACAAUGACCAAGCAGUCAGCUACGAAGCAGAAAUCAGGCAUCCACGGGCAACCCGCAAAUACUCUGCCAAGGCCUCAUACCAAAAUUAGCGGUGAACCAGGAUCUGUCACCAGUAUUCCGCUUCGUCGAGUUGACGGAUCCAAAGGUAAGGAUGAAGGUCCUCUGAAACGAAGUGAAACCAUAGUAACCGGGGACACUGUUGACGAUGAAAGACCGUCGACAGGCUUACUAGAAGAGCAUUCAGGUCAUAGUAACGACAAGAAAAGUCAAGAAGAGGCCAACAAGAAAGCAAUUGUCUCGGCCAAGAUCAACUGCAAAUUAGUUGCACCAGCGUCUGUCAGAACCAAAGAGACAGAAAGUGAGGGCUCCGAUGAACAGAAUAAUUCAAAAAGCACCAACACAGGAAAACUGGAUAUGUCCACCAAAGCAACAACUGGAUCAGUACAAGAACCAGACGGAAAACCCGGUGCGGGUCCUGAUAGAACCGAGUCCUCAAAAAUGGCGCCUUUUGCCCAGGUAGCAAAUCCCGUAGAUGAAAGUCGUGGAUCAGUGAAGUUUGAGCAGAUUUCAAUCUCUGAUGUCACUGCACAUGCCUUAUCAAAAACUAGAGCUGCUGAAGACCAUCUCAGGUCCCAGAAAGAUCCGAAGAAUGCCUCGAGGCGUGCCGACAGAGAAAGUUCUCAAGUUGUGACCAGAAGCCCGGACACGGCACAGAAUGUCAUGAAAUCUGAUAUUCAGCUUGCCAAUGAUUUGCAGCGGGACGACGGUGACGCUGGGAAAGGGACAGUAUCGUCUAAGACACGUGCAGGUGUUGAUGGUUGCGAAGGAGUUAUUUCAGUUAACACGGAAAAGCACAGAUCUUCUGUUUCAGACAAAAAAGGGGAUGCGCAGACGAGGAGGGGUGGCACGUCAGAAGCCGCGACAAGAGCAAACAGCGAUGAAGUUGCUGAGCCAAGGUGUAGUGAAGAUCAUGGAGAUUCCGACAUGAUACCAAAGACAGAGAAAAACAGAAUGCAAACUGAUUGUGAAAGUAACACGGCGGAAGUCGGGAAGGGCAUAGAAAUGGAUGGGGCACCGGGCGUAGAUGUUCAUGUAUUGAAACGCAAGUUGGCGGCAAAACCUAGUUUUGGGACUAGGAAAAAGCGAAGCGCAGAAGACAUGAAGGAGGUAGACAGGGAAGAGUUGGAAGGAGAAGAGUCUGGAGUUUUGAAACGAGCUCGCAUGGAGACGGAAGCUGGAAAGAUAGGGAAUGAUUGA